Messenger RNA from Emericellopsis cladophorae, 450 nucleotides. Its product is annotated as calmodulin. The transcript has 6 exons. The coding region runs from base 1 to 450 and encodes 149 amino acids. Lineage: Eukaryota; Fungi; Ascomycota; Sordariomycetes; Hypocreales; Bionectriaceae. The record is from RefSeq and is a predicted model, not a curated record. Gene Ontology annotation, cellular component: central plaque of spindle pole body. Gene Ontology annotation, molecular function: enzyme regulator activity; calcium ion binding. Gene Ontology annotation, biological process: spindle pole body organization.
AUGGCGGACUCCCUUACCGAAGAGCAGGUCUCCGAGUUCAAGGAGGCAUUCUCCCUGUUUGACAAGGACGGCGAUGGCCAGAUCACCACCAAAGAGCUGGGAACUGUGAUGCGCUCGCUGGGGCAGAACCCUUCCGAGUCGGAGCUUCAAGACAUGAUCAACGAAGUUGACGCCGAUAACAAUGGCACCAUUGACUUCCCUGAAUUCCUCACCAUGAUGGCCCGCAAGAUGAAGGACACCGACUCUGAGGAGGAAAUUCGGGAGGCUUUCAAGGUCUUUGACCGCGACAACAACGGUUUCAUUUCAGCCGCCGAGCUGCGCCACGUUAUGACCUCGAUCGGCGAGAAACUCACAGAUGACGAGGUUGAUGAGAUGAUCCGGGAGGCUGAUCAGGAUGGCGAUGGCCGCAUUGACUACAAUGAGUUCGUGCAGCUCAUGAUGCAGAAGUAA